AUGCCACGCAAGGCGUCGAGCGAAAGCCGCCGCGCGCAGGUUGCCGAGGCGCUGGCGCUGGUCCCUGACCGCGGGCCUUCUCCGAGCGCCAUUAACUCAUCUCAAGGCCGCCGCUACCCGUGGCCUGUGACGUCGGCCAUGCUGGCCAACAUGGCGCUCGAGAACGCAAGCCUGCCCGCCCUGCUGAGCGCGUGUCUGUACGUACUGCUGACGGGCGGACACUGCGACGUCACGGCGUACAAGUACGCCUGCACCGUGAUGCUGAGCAUCAUCCUCAGCCUGGCGGCGCCCUCGUAA
Phytophthora sojae is the source of this 297-nucleotide messenger RNA. RefSeq lists its product as hypothetical. The record is from RefSeq and is a predicted model, not a curated record. The transcript has 3 exons. NCBI's taxonomy places the organism in Eukaryota, Oomycota, Peronosporomycetes, Peronosporales, Peronosporaceae. Bases 1 to 297 code for a protein of 98 amino acids.